AUGAGUGAUGCCGAACAAAGUGAAGAUGGACAAGUGAUGAGUGGCGUAGAGCUAAGCCCUUCUGACGACGAGGAAACGACGGAUUCGCUAGACAUCAAACCACCGCAGGCGAGCAGCGCCUACUAUGGUAUGAGCAAGCGCAAGGACAAGAAAGGAAAGGACCGGCGACACGCCAAGGAACAGCAGCACCUUCGGCAUCACAUGAUGACGGAACGGGAAAGUGACCGCGAUCGGGAACGUGGUGAUCGGCGUGCUGACAGAGGCAGCAACCGUAUGGAACGCGAGCAAUACUACCGUGAACGGGAGCGCGAGAACCAUCCGGCAAGUGGCCGUGAACAGCAUCGACACCCGGGUCAGGGGUCUUCGUCACGCACCGGUAGUAGCAGUGGAAGAGAUCGAAGUGGCAGCAGCAGAGACACCAGCAAUCGGGACAAACAUCAUUCGUCCCGGUACGAAAUGAAUCCAUUCUACGGUGAGUUGCGUGAAACGUAUCACAGCAAGCGGGAACGCGAUCGUGACCGUGAACGGGAACACCGGGCCGAACGGUCUGAACGCGACAGGGAACGGGAACGUGAGUACAGCGAAAAGCAACGCCGGACGGCAGAAGAGAAAGCAACCGAUCCGGAGAAAAUUAUGGAAGAUUUACGGACCCGGCUGUUGCACAAAAAGAAUCGACGCGAUUCAAAACGGGGCGAUGGUCGGGAACGGGAGCAUCGCGAGGUGCACCAGGAGCCUGAAAUGCACCCGGAAGAAGCAGAAUAUUACGCAGAGAAGCGAGAACAUCGUCGGCGGGAACAGCCACAUCCGCACCGAAGGCACCGUGAGGAGGAGGAUGGAAAUGAUGUGCGCGAGCGCGAGCGAGACCGGGCACGACACCAUGGGGAACGCAGACGUGCAGCAGAGGUGGUGGAAAUUUUCGAGAGCCCGGAACAUCACCAUUAUCAACACCAUCACCACAACCCGGCACAGCAACCACAGCAACCGUCAAAUGUUCCCCGAACGGCGGAAGAGAAAGAACAGGACGAGCGACGUGCGAAGCUGUUGGAAGCGGACCGUGAGAUGCUGCGCAGGAAGGAACUAGCUAGGGAAGAGUUGGAGGCGCGACGAUUGCGCAAGGAAGAGGAACGCGGUAGGGGAAGUGAAUCCGAAUCACUCUCGGAAGAAGAGUCCGACGAGGAAGAGGACGAGGAUGGUGAUAUGGAAGAGGAAGAACAUCCUUUCGAAGACAAUGACGUCGAGAUGGUGGCGGGUGAUGAGCGUGCAGAAGAGAGACGGACUACCGGCAGAAGGAGUGUAAAACGUAGAGACGAUCGAGGACGGGAGCGAACGCGGCACAGACAUCGACGUGGUUCGUCUCAAUCGCCAACGAGCUCAUCGCAAGGUUCGGCGGAUUCUGAUGUGCGUGAGGAGGAUGAAGAACAUCCCCCGGAGAGUCCACUGUCAGUGGGCGAUCUUGCAAAAUCCGAUCGUCGAAAUUCGGAUUCCUAUCGUGACAGCCAGUCACGCUCUAUAACGAACUCUCGUGGUGGUUCGGAAUCGGGAUCCAGAAGUCGUUCGCGAAGUCCUCGCAGGCAUCGCCGCCAUGAAGCACGCGAUAGCCGCAGUUCAAGUAGUCGUAGCCACUCGAGAGAGGCAGAUACGAAGAAGCACCCCGGGGAAGGUGAUGAUAAUGGGAAUGAUGAGAGAAAACCGUCCGGGGAUGGAGAAAAGGCAUCAGCCGAUGUUCCGCAGGAAGUAGAGAUCAAAGAUACGCUGCCACCGUACUUUCCCGGUAUACAGGGUUGCCGAUCGGUGGAAGAAUUCCUCUGUCUCAACCGCAUCGAGGAAGGCACCUACGGUGUGGUGUAUCGAGCAAGGGACAAACGCACGGAGGAGAUAGUGGCCCUGAAGCGACUGAAGAUGGAAAAAGAAAAGGAAGGCUUUCCGAUUACGUCGCUCAGAGAAAUAAACACGCUGCUGAAGGGACAGCACCCGAACAUUGUGACCGUGCGCGAAAUCGUGGUCGGCAGCAACAUGGAUAAAAUCUUCAUCGUGAUGGAUUACGUCGAGCACGAUCUGAAAUCGCUGAUGGAAACGAUGAAACACAAAAAGCAGGUGUUCUUGCCGGGCGAGGUAAAGUGUCUCACCCAGCAAUUGCUCCGUGCAGUGGCCCAUCUGCACGAUAACUGGAUCCUGCACCGAGAUCUUAAAACGUCCAACUUGCUGCUGUCGCACAAAGGCAUCCUAAAGGUGGGAGAUUUUGGGCUCGCGCGUGAGUACGGCUCACCGCUCAAACCGUACACCUCGAUCGUCGUAACGCUCUGGUACCGGGCACCGGAGCUUCUGCUCUGCUGCAAAGAAUAUUCCACACCCAUCGACAUCUGGUCGGUGGGUUGCAUCUUUGCCGAGUUUCUCUCGAUGGCGGCACUCUUCCCGGGCAAAACGGAGAUCGAUCAGUUGAACCGUAUCUUUAAGGAUCUCGGUACACCGAACGAAAAAAUAUGGCCCGGUUACAAUGAGCUGCCGGCGGUGCAGAAAAUGACCUUCACCGAGUAUCCGGUGUCGAAUUUGCGCAAAAAAUUCUCCCACCUUACCAGCGAGUUGGGGAUUUCGCUUCUUCAAGGGUUGCUUACGUUCGAUCCGAAGCAACGGCUGACGGCCGAGGUAGCCCUGCAGCACAAUUACUUCAAGGAGCUACCGCUCCCGAUCGAUCCAGCCAUGUUUCCGACCUGGCCGGCAAAGAGUGAACUCGGGCUGAAGAAGGCACUCGCCUCCAGUCCGAAACCACCGAGUGGUGGAGGAGAAUUCAAGAAGCUGGGCGAUGAUGCAGUGCCAGAUAAUGCGGGCUUCCAUCUCGGAGGUACAACGUACGCCGAAGCCCGGCAACUUGCCAUGGGUCCCGGGUUCAGUUUAAAGUUCUGA
Messenger RNA from Anopheles marshallii, 2901 nucleotides. RefSeq names its product serine/threonine-protein kinase PITSLRE (gene Pitslre). Lineage: Eukaryota; Metazoa; Arthropoda; Insecta; Diptera; Culicidae. The coding region runs from base 1 to 2901 and encodes 966 amino acids. Gene Ontology annotation, biological process: protein phosphorylation; regulation of mitotic cell cycle. The transcript is spliced from 2 exons. The record is from RefSeq and is a predicted model, not a curated record. Gene Ontology annotation, molecular function: cyclin-dependent protein serine/threonine kinase activity; ATP binding. Gene Ontology annotation, cellular component: nucleus.